Molecule: messenger RNA, 2161 nt
Organism: Carassius auratus (goldfish)
Lineage: Eukaryota; Metazoa; Chordata; Actinopteri; Cypriniformes; Cyprinidae
Product: CD226 antigen-like
Exons: 6
Coding region: 246-1280 (344 amino acids)
Biological process (GO): cytokine production; positive regulation of natural killer cell cytokine production; positive regulation of immunoglobulin mediated immune response
Cellular component (GO): external side of plasma membrane
Molecular function (GO): cell adhesion molecule binding
Source: RefSeq, a predicted model, not a curated record
UCCUUUCCUUUGUAUUCUUUUUAUUUUAUCAUAGGGGAAUUCAGAAAUUGGUUUCAAGCCUGCUCUUUCAGUUUCAGGUGAAAAAAAACUAAAAAAAACUGUGUGGGGUAGAAUUCUCGUUGGUCUCUAACAGUGUUUAUCUGCUGGUUGAGGAAGUGAUUGCAGAGACUUGCAGCUGAACAGAAAGUGCUGUGGUCGCCUCAGUCCUCGUCAAUGCUGUAUUCAUUCUGUCUCAGAGGAGCAAGAUGGUGGCAGUACAAAAGGAUUACUGGUACUUCUUGGUACUCAUGAUGCAGCUCUGUUUUCUAAAAGGCUCCUUUCAGAUGAAAGCCCCAGAAUCAAAAGUCACACUGCAGGAAGGAAUGGUAUUGGACUGCCUGUGUCCGUGGAUUGGCAAGCUCAUUAUGGUCACUUGGACUAAAAAGUCUCUUUCACAACCUCUAGCUGUUUAUCAUCCUCAGUAUGGCUCCAACUAUGAGCUAUCAUAUGACGGCAGAGUGACGUUUCUGAAGUCCAGCGCGAUGGAUGGCAGCAUUUCCAUAAUGAAUGUCACUGAGGGCGACAUCGGCCAGUAUCGUUGCUCUCUGCAGGCUUAUCCUCAGGGUUCAUGGACCAAAGACACAUUUGUCGAAAAAGCAGCAAUCACCACCACCUUCUCUAUUCACCCGGACACUAAUUUGGUGGCCGCAGAGAACGACAACCUGACCAUUAUGUGUGACCUUGUCCAUAGCAGUGAAGUUUAUCAAGUAAGCAUUGAGAAACUGGACACUGAGGUGGGCGGUAGUAAUAUUAUAGCAACAUGUCAGAUGCUAGGAGGUAGUGUGGAGCUGUCUGAGUUCAACAGUAGAGGACUACUGAACUGCAGUGAUGCUAUGGAGGUCAGUCUGCACAUCACCAACAUUGUCAAAGAAGAUGGAGGACUCUACCGCUGCAACUUCAGCACAAACGCCGGUGUCCGGUCCACCACAAUCUUGCUGACCACUCUACCUGCUCAAGAUUUUAGGGGUUUUCAUCACAUGCUUUAUGUGUAUAUUGGAGGAGGGCUGGUUGGUGUCGCUCUGCUGAUGAUUUUAUUACUGACAUGGCUGAACAGGAUGAAAAGGAAGAGAGAGGACUACAGAAUCAAACUGCACCCUGCCAAAAGACAGCGUAACACAUAUGACCAUGGCUGUGUCUAUGACAGGAUGAAAAAAGGGACCAGAAGUGGGGCAGGAGAUAAAGAUAUAUACGUAAACUUUCACAUAGUGAGAGCUCAUGAAAAACACAAACAAAAGAGAUGAGAUAUAGUCCCAUUCUGUAGAGCUCAAAUUGAAAAAUUGGAACUAGCUGGAAAUCAUAAAACACAAAUCAGUGCCAAGAAAUGCUUUUGCACCUGAAUACUAAUGGAUGGAUCAGAGGGGAAAUCACUAAUGCAGAAGAUUAAUGGAGGCAUGCAUAUAAUUUGUCAUUUUAUGAACCACUACUACCAGCAACAUCGUCAUCUUCAUCAUUACAUUAACCAUUCCAGCCUAGCCCUGAACCCAGAUUACAUGACAUUUCUUUGCAUAAUGGUGCUGGAUGUUGGCUGCUCAUGACCACUUUGGGAAAAUGUCCUCUGCUCCUCGGUGAAGUCGGUUUGACAGGUAAUCUUCUUAAGAAGCUUUCUGGAAUGUAUCAAAGCCAGAUAUAAGCCAAGCAUGGUCACUGUGAGCAGAUGCCGAAGCGACACUUUACUUUGAGCGACUCUAAUUAUCAAAUGAUUGGACCUCAGAGGGCUUUUGAGUGGAUGAAUCUUCUCAAGAUCACAUCCUUGUCUCUUGUCUCAGUUUGAGUCCGAAUGCUUUCUCUCCGCAGAAAUGGAAGUACCAGCCUCACGAAUGAAAAUGAGAAAGGAGGAUGUCUUGAACUAGGACAAGUGAACUGACAAUGUUCAGCUUACAGUCGGAAUAUGAUUUGUUUGUGAGAUAUGACUUUAAAUGAUUAAAGAUCGUUCGAGAGUUCAGAUGUGAUGUUUGAGCAAAAAGCACUUAACAUGUGCAGGAAUAAAAGGAAUCACAUUUUGAUGCAUCUACAAAUCAAAAAUUAGGCUUGAUAGGAUUUGGUCUCAAGACACUGUAUUAUGCCUGUAUGAUGUUGUUGAUGUAUGUUCUUUAAGACUCAUAUAAAAAAAAAAAAAAAAAAA